This is a messenger RNA of Penicillium waksmanii, 3183 nucleotides long. RefSeq names its product MET18/MMS19 family protein. The record is from RefSeq and is a predicted model, not a curated record. The transcript is spliced from 6 exons. Lineage: Eukaryota; Fungi; Ascomycota; Eurotiomycetes; Eurotiales; Aspergillaceae. Gene Ontology annotation, biological process: iron-sulfur cluster assembly. Gene Ontology annotation, cellular component: cytosolic [4Fe-4S] assembly targeting complex. The coding region runs from base 1 to 3183 and encodes 1060 amino acids.
AUGUCGGCCCUACAGACUUUCUUGCUCGUGGUGGACCAUGACAAAGAAGAAUCCAAGCGCAUUGCCGACUCCGUGGCCCAAGACCUCGAAAGCAAGAAGAUUACCCUAAUCGAGAUUGUUCAGCAACUCGGUGAAUACAUCAACGAUGAAGACCCAAUCCUGCGCGGAAAGGCGGUCUCCUUCCUCACCUCCGUUAUCAAGUCCCUCCCGCCUAAAUACCUGUCGCGACAGCAGAUACAGGUCUUGACGACAUUCUUUUGCGAUCGGGUAGAGGAUGGGGGUGCAAUUGCUGGCCUGGAUACACUCCAGCGGUCAGACCGCUUCACCAAGGACCUGGCCAUUAAUACCGCGCAUGCACUGUUCUCAAACUUCCAGGAUCUCCAAUCCCGAUCUCAGUCGCAGCGAUUCCAAGUUUACCAACUGUUGAAUGAAUUGAUGCUGAAGCACCGAAAGGCGCUUCGUGACAUGGAAGAAAUUUCACUUGUUGGUGUGGUAGACGUCAUGACUGGAGAGAAAGAUCCUCGCAAUCUGAUGGUGGUGUUCUCCAUCCUCAAGGUGGUCAUGAUGGAAUGGGACAUCUCCCACUACGUCGAGCUACUAUUCGACUCUGUCUAUAAUUACUUCCCUAUUACUUUCCGGCCUCCACCGAAUGACCCUUACGGAAUCACCGCGCAAGACUUGAAAGAUCGACUACAAGACUGCCUUUCUUCAACCAGUCAGCUUGCCCCUCAUACCAUCCCGGCAUUACUCGACAAGUUGGACUCUACAUCGCCUAACGUCAAGAAAGAUGCUCUCAACGCUCUUAUUGCGUGUGUGCACUCCUACAGCCCCGAUACCGUGUCGCGAUAUUCCAUCACCAUCUGGGAGGUUUUGAAGUUUGAAAUCCUCAAUGCUCAAGAAGAGUUCUUGUCCGAGUCAUCCCUGGAAGCCCUCCACGCCAUUGGACAACGACUUUCCGAGGGGGUUACAGAGAUCUCGCAAGAUCUGCCUCUCGCUCAAUAUCUCCGCCCCAUCACCAAGGAGUGCAGCGAGCAACUUCAGGAACCCCAACAAAAGCAGGCAAAGCCCGCUCAACAAAUCCUCAGUGCGCUCUCGUCGUCCUCACCGGUCGCUUUCACACUUAUUGUGCAGACGGUCGUCGCUCCUAUUUUCACCAUCUAUCAAGAAGCUGAUGGGAUCGUCAAGCAAAGGGCUCUUCUCGAAACACUGUCGGUGUUGUUCGAGUCUGCCAUUGAAGUCUUUGGGCAAUGGACAACUCGAGGUGGCGAAGCGGCUAUCGAGAACCCGUUGCUGGAAUUCAAGGAUCAGUUCUCAGAUGUCUUCGGCCAGGCCUUGAUGGGUUCUGCAAAGGAAGAAGUCUCAUUCCGGGUAUCCGCGCUGAAAGGAUUCCUAAGGCUCUCGACUUUACGAGACUUUUUCCAGGACAACGAAGUUGGCUUGUUUGUUCAGUACUUGGACGAAAUUCUUUUGAAAGAAGAGUCAGUUGGUCGGGACGACUUGAAAAAAGAAGCCAUUGCAGCGCUUGCAGAAAUUUCCAAGUACAAGCCACGUUUGAUUAUGGACAUCACAUUCCCUGCCUUUGUCGCCACUCUGCCUGAUGAGGACGAUGAUACCAAUACGACAUACCUCUCAACCUUGGAUACAUUGGCCAAAAUCAGCGUUGAACGGGAUAUCUUCGAGACUCUCUUCCGUCGGCUGUUCAGCAAGCUGUCAGUACUCCUCCAAAAGGAGCAAUCAGGAUCUGUCGCGUAUCCCCGAGCCAUUUUGAUGACUCUUCUCUACGUGAUGGAUCAGAGGCAAAUGGAAUCUGAUCCAAAUCUUGAUUUGUAUUUUGAUAAAAUUGUCGUGGGUCUGUCUCGCAACGUUGCAGAAGCAGCAUCUGGGAAAGCGAAGAAUCAAAUCUUGAAUGAUCCUUCCAUUUUGGAAACUCUCGGACGACUGUGCAAUCUUCUCGUGCGAUCAUCAUCAGCCCAAAAGCAACAACAGGUCGCAGAAAAUGUCUAUAGCUUGUUUGCAACGCCAUCAGACUUUUCGCCUGUGCCUUUCUCACAGAACACAACCGCCGACCAUGAGCGAACUAUCAUUCUAUCAACCUACCUCCUUGCAGGCUUGUCUAAAGACUGCAGUAAUAGCCUCCCAUAUACCUUGCCCAACAUGUCUGAUCUGCUUUCGGACUUGGUGCGCCGCUCACUCUCCCAAACCACUGAGUCAGCUACUAGUCUCGCGUUCCUGCGGCACCUGGCAUUGCUCACCAACAAGUUCCUUUCAAAGCAGGACUUGAAUAUCGCCGAAAAGCUCUUCGACACAUUGGUUUCCCAGGAUCCCCAAUCUCUCAGUCCGGCCGCCAUCCGUACUAUUUUCUGGCUCGCUAAAUCACUCGUCCUUCGCAUUGCGCCAACUACCACUCAUAUUCUGACCUCGCUUCUGGGACUCCUUUCAUUGCCAAAUCAGCAAACCAGCUUCUCUGCCGCACGCGGCUUUGCGAUUCUACUCGGUGAUGACGAUGUACUUUCUGUGGUGAACGGAGCCCAAGUUCGUCUGCUGGCCAAACAGCGCGUCUUCACCACAGUCAUUCCAUUGAUUUCAUCUCGUAUCCGUGAUGUCAAUGUUGCCGGUAACGACGAUGCCUCUCAGGCUGCGAAAACAUCUGACCACAUCAAGCCCGCUCAUCUGACUGCUCUUGCCGGCAUCCUGUCUACCAUCUCGACAGCUCUGGUUAUGCCUGAGCUCCCUACUCUACUCCCUCUUCUUCUUCAAUCUCUCGAUUUGCAGACUGCCGACUCGGUUGCCGUCCGCGCAGCAACUCUGGAUACUCUCGCUGUAAUCAUUCGUGACAAUGGCGUUGCGGUUAUUGAUCAAUGCGGACACGUUCACAGCCUUGUCUUGAGACUCCUGAAAACGACGGAGAUCAAGACGGUAUCUGGAGCGGUCAACACCCCUCGUCUUCGCGUGGAUGCCCUCAAAUGUCUGUACCUGCUCGCCACGAAGCAAAUAGUUUCCGAGGCUGCGCCCAACGCUCGUGCUCCGGCAUCUAUCUCCCCACUUCUUGCCGAAAAGACCCACGUUCUGCGAUCUUUGCGCUUUGUCUUGGAUGACCCUAAGCGUGACGUCCGUAAGGCGGCCGUCGACGCUUCAAGUGCUUGGCUCCGUGGAGUGGACGAUGCGCCAGAGGACGAGGAUUAA